Ostrinia furnacalis (Asian corn borer) is the source of this 691-nucleotide messenger RNA. Its product is annotated as prefoldin subunit 1. Gene Ontology annotation, cellular component: cytoplasm; prefoldin complex. Lineage: Eukaryota; Metazoa; Arthropoda; Insecta; Lepidoptera; Crambidae. The record is from RefSeq and is a predicted model, not a curated record. The transcript has a single exon. Bases 120 to 497 code for a protein of 125 amino acids. Gene Ontology annotation, biological process: protein folding. Gene Ontology annotation, molecular function: protein folding chaperone.
UUCCUUCAUUUUAUUUCAUUGUCUGUGGCUGAUCAUAACCUACAUCUCCAGUAGCUUUUGAUAAAAAAUCUGUUUUAAUUUCUGAAAAUCUAAUUAAGUAUCUUGAUAUUUUGCCCAAAAUGGCUAAGCCAGCGGACGCAGAACUUCAAAAAGCAUUAGUGAAGAUGGUUGAGACAAGUAAGAAGACUAAACUAAUAGAUUCUCAAAUUGCUGUACUGAAAAGAGUCGUAACUCAUCUUGAUUUAACCAAGGGGGAGAUCAACGCGUUACCUGCCGGCACCAAAACUUACGAGUCUAUUGGCAGAAUGUUUCUCCUGACUGAUUUGGAGGAAGUUAAAACUAAUCUCAAGAAUCGUGAAGCACAAUUGUUAUCACGAAGGGCAGAACUAGAGAAGUCCAAACAGUAUCUGGAGAAAAACUUGAAAGAAAGUCAAGAUAAUAUUAGAGAAAUGGUCCAGCAGCGAAAAGAACUGGAGCAGGGUGAAAAACCAAAUUAAUUUGGUUUCCGAUAACCACAAUUUAUUAAGCUUCUUUCUAAUAUUAAUCAAUGUUCUCAUUAUGUUAUUUUAAUGCAGGCUUGAUGUAUUAAACUAAUUUAUUUGCAUUGAAAUUUAUAUAAUAAACUGUAGGUACACUGUAUGUACAUGCUUGCAAUUUUGUAUUAAAAGAAUUAAACUAUGUGGUAAGGAAA